UUUAUCUCUGUGAGGGAACGAGGCCCUUGGGCGGUUUGUGUGGUGGUGACUGUCACGUGGGAUUGCGUCACUUUGUAAGACUUUGUACUCGUUGGGGAAGGGUGUAAAUAUUGAAUUCUGCUCUUCUGUCGUUGUUCGUCGGUCUACUUCGCUCUGUCUUUGUCUCUCUGUCUUUGUCUCUCUCUCUUUGUCUGUCUAGUCUUUGUCUGUCUCUCUCAUUGUCUCCCUCUGUCUAUAAAUCAUCGCCAUGUCUUUACCUCCUCUGUCUCCCCACCUGCACUCAUCAGAUACCCACCAUGCCCUCACCCGCAUCUAUCUUCCUCGCCGCGAAGCAGGCCCGCGAGCGAUCUUCUGCCUCCGUCUCCACCCCGGACGACAGCACCAGCUCCGAAUCUCAGGAACUGCAGGACCUUACCAUGCCUGACGCGGACACUGCUGCUGCUCCCGAUACCGAGACCGAGACCGAUACCCCCCCAUCGCCCGCGACACCCGCCGCGUCCGACUCCGACCGCUUCCCGCGCGAGCAUCUCCGCCGCGCUAGCACCACCGCUGAGCAGAACCCCCCGGCCGCCGAGACACCCUCUCCGCGCCGCUCCUCCGCGCCGACGAUCCGCCUGAUCGCGACCGACGAAAGGCCUUUCACGAUGCAAUUCCAAACGUACACGCCCCCCGAUCCGUUCGCGCACCUCGAAACAGGCCAGUUCCUGCUCGAGCAGAGAAAACGCCCUAUCGUCGCAAUGCACCUUGACAUGCACGGCCGCUUCAAUCCGCUCAACACCCCGCCCUUCGCGCUCCAUUCGUUCGCGACCGCUCCAUCCCCUCUGCAGCAGCAGGUGGAGCAGGCAGCAGCAGCAGCGGCCCCUCUCACGCCCGACGACGAGAGCCUCUUCUUCACCUUUGACGACGACGUGGCAAAUGACGCGGACGUCGACACUGACAGCGACAGCGACGACGAUAGCUUGUCAUCUGCUAGCGACACCGCGUCUACGCGCACGCUGCUUGGAAGCACUUAUGGCAUCUUCUCGCCUCGCGCGCGCUCGCCUGCUCCGUUUUAGUGAUCUGCCGUCUCUUUGAUCUGGAUCUGGCUAUAUUUCCCUUUUCUUCUUCUUUUCUUUCCCGUACACAUAUAUUUUUCCCUUUUCUUCGCUUCUCGUACACGUAUAUAUCUUUUUAGCAGUAUUUUUUUUUCGGGACUUGUCUUUGGGGGGUUUUAACAAAGGCAGUUAUAUAUAUGUCCUACUUUUCUCUUUUUCUAAAUACAUUUUUCUCUCACUAUCUUUACUUCCUACUCUAAUCUCUAGCUACAACG
Myxozyma melibiosi is the source of this 1309-nucleotide messenger RNA. RefSeq lists its product as uncharacterized. The transcript has a single exon. NCBI's taxonomy places the organism in Eukaryota, Fungi, Ascomycota, Lipomycetes, Lipomycetales, Lipomycetaceae. The record is from RefSeq and is a predicted model, not a curated record. Bases 297 to 1055 code for a protein of 252 amino acids.